Messenger RNA from Cornus florida, 2344 nucleotides. RefSeq names its product peptidyl-prolyl cis-trans isomerase FKBP62-like. The record is from RefSeq and is a predicted model, not a curated record. The coding region runs from base 236 to 2059 and encodes 607 amino acids. The transcript is spliced from 13 exons. Gene Ontology annotation, molecular function: protein binding; peptidyl-prolyl cis-trans isomerase activity. Lineage: Eukaryota; Viridiplantae; Streptophyta; Magnoliopsida; Cornales; Cornaceae.
GUUGAAUUGGAUUGGAACCUCAUCAAAGGCCAACUCCUUUUUGUUCUUAAUUACCCAAAAAAACCAUUGGUUUUUCAUAAAUCUACAAAUGCUGCCACGCACCCAACACUCAUGACCACCACUCAUCACUCUCUCCACUGUCUCUCGAUUGAUAGUUCAGGCUUCGCAAAACUCACAAAUUGGAUUCGAUUGAUCAACCACGACGUUGGAGCAAUGGCUGCAGAGAAAGCGAGCAAUGUUUCGAACAUUGGGGACGAGGACGAGCAAGACGAAGAACCUGGGGAGGUCAUCGAAUCAGCACCGCCUCUCAAGGUCGGUGAAGAGAGAGAAAUCUACUCCUCUUCUGGUCUCAAAAAGAAGCUCCUCAAGAGUGGCCUUGGUUGGGAGACCCCUGAAUUCGGCGACGAAGUCACUGGUACUAACAUUGUCCCCAAGACAGACACAUCUCUCUCUAACGCUUUUUGUUUCUUGUGGACGAUUUAUGCUUCAUUAUGUGGGCACUUUACUUGAUGGGACUAAGUUUGAUUCCACCAGGGAUAGAGAUAAACCCUUCCUUUUCAAGCUUGGCUGUGGUCAAUUGGUUGCUGGGUUAGAUCAUGGGAUUAUUACCAUGAAGAGAGGGGAGACAGCGCUGUUCACAUUACCUCCUGAAUUGGGGUAUGGAGCCAGGGGCACGGAUGGCGUUCCUCCGAAUUCAUUUGUACAGUUUGAAGCAGAACUCCUCUCAUGGAUCACAGUGGUAGAUGUCUGCAAGGAUGGUGGAAUUAUCAAGAAAAUCAUGGAGAAGGGAGAACAGCCUGGGCAACCUGGUGAUUUAGAUGAAGUUCUGGUGAAAUAUCAAGUGAUGCUGGUUGAUGGUGCUGUUGUUGCAAGAACACCGGAAGAAGGAGUGCAUUUCUAUGUCAAAGACGGUCAUUUUUGUCCAGCAUUGCCAAAAGCAAUAAAGACCAUGAGAAGGGGAGAGAAGGUCAAUCUAACAGUUCAACCUCAAUAUGCCUUUGGAGAAUGGGGUAGGGACUUUAAUAAUGAGUUCCCUUCAGUCCCGCCAAGUUCUGUGCUAAGCAUUGACCUGGAGCUGGUGUCAUUCAACCCUGUCACUGACAUCACCGGUGAUUCAAAGGUAUUCAAGAAGAUUCUGAAAGAAGGGGAAGGUGCUCUCACUGCAAAUGAAGGUGCCACUGUUACUAUUAAGUUUACAGCGAUGCUUGAAGAUGGCACUGUGUUUGAGAGGGAAGGCUUUAACGGAAAGGGGCCACUGGAGUUUAUUACAGAUGAAGAACAAGUGAUUGCUGGGUUAGAUCAGGCAGUAGCAACAAUGAAGAAGGGGGAGCGGGCAAUAUUGACAAUAGAUCCUGAAUAUGGAUUUGGAAGCAUUGAAGCAAAGUGUGAUCUUGCUCUAGUUCCACCAUGUUCAACUAUAGUUUAUGAAGUUGAAAUGUUGGAUUUUAUGAAGGAGAAAGCACCAUGGGAGAUGAGUCAUCAAGAGAGAAUUGAGGCAGCUCAGAGGAUGAAAGAAGGCGGCAAUAUACUAUUCAAAAAUGGAAAGUAUCAAAGAGCUGGGAAAAAAUAUGACAAGGCUGCGGACUAUGUUGAUGAUGAUGGAUCCUUUGGAGAUGCUGAUCAAAAGCUAGUCAAAGCAUUAAGAGUUUCAUGCUGGUUAAAUGGUGCAGCCUGUGGCCUAAAAGUAAAUGAUUUCCAGGGAGUAAUCAAGCUAUGUUCAAAGGUCCUUGAUAUUGAGUUGUACAAUGCGAAAGCUUUGUACAGGCGGGCACAAGCUUAUAUGGAAACUGCAGAUUUGCAUUUGGCUGAACUGGACAUCACAAAGGCCCUAGAGGCUGAUCCUCAUAAUAGGUACGUGGAGGUGAAGUUAAUUCAGAAGAAACUGAAACUACUUCAAGUUGAGAGCGAUAAGAGAGAUGCAAAGCUUUAUGCAAACAUGUUUGCACAUAUGACAAAGGACUCUUCUGUGGCGACAAAGAGACAGAAGGUUGAGAAAGUGGAGGAUAAUAAAAGAGACGAAGACGUCAUGGCAAUGGAAACGGAAAAAAGGUUGCUGUGAGUUCAGCUCUCCUUGACAAUGGAAUCGUCGUGGGUACUUUCUUGAUCUAAAUGUUUGUACAGCUUGUUUCUCUAAAACCUGGAGAAUUGUAUAAUCCAAGCACACACACAAGAAGUUGCAGUGAGGUCUGAAAGUUGACAAAAGACCGGAAAUCCUAAUCUUCGCCUUUGUUCAUAUAUAGUCAACAUUCUCAUGGUGUAAACACCCUGUUAGGGAAUAUCAAUGUACAUGGCAUAGAUAUGCAGUGAAGGAAAGAAGGGUAAAUAGAGAAAAAAAUUUCUUCUA